Messenger RNA from Purpureocillium lilacinum, 1437 nucleotides. RefSeq lists its product as uncharacterized. NCBI's taxonomy places the organism in Eukaryota, Fungi, Ascomycota, Sordariomycetes, Hypocreales, Ophiocordycipitaceae. Gene Ontology annotation, molecular function: FAD binding; monooxygenase activity. The record is from RefSeq and is a predicted model, not a curated record.
AUGGAGGUCCAAGAAGCCGGUACGGCAGUCGCCAGCGACGAUGUGGACGUCAUCGGACUGCAUGCCCGGAACGGCAUCUCCGUGCUCGUCGUCGGCUCCGGGAUAGGCGGGCUGAGCGCCGCGAGGGAGCUCUGGCGCAUCGGCUGCGAUGUCACGGUGCUGGAGCGGCAGCCCAGCGAGGUUCUUACAGGCGACUCCUUCACCAUUGGGCCCUCGGCCCGGCGCUCGCUAAGCAGGUUCCCUCGUCUGGAGCGCGAGGUCGACGCCCUGAGCUGGGACCCCGUCAUGCACAUGCGUGAUCUUGGGGGAAGGCUGGUCCGCGGGCCGAUGGAGCGGACGGACAUGCUGUCCGCGAGGGCCAAGGCUGCUGUGCCGGGAUGUAAGCUCAGUCGCCAGUCGAGGCCAAGGUUGUACGUGGCUAUGCUCGAGCAUCUGCGCAGAGUGGGCGUGCCGGUCGAGCAUGGCGCGGAGGUGCGGGAGUAUUUUGAGGAUGAGAACUGUGGUCGUGCUGGGGUGGUGCUGGGGGAUGGGAGCCGUCGUGAGGCGGAUUUGGUUAUUGCUGCGGAUGGUGUCCAUGGUAGGUCGUGGGAACUGGUGCUGGGUGAGGAGGUGCCUGCGCGGCCGAGCGGGGAUGCCAUGUUUCGCGUCUCAUACCCCUUUGGAGGCGGCUUGCAAGACCCUGUUAUUGAUGCCGAGUAUCCCCUUCUUGAAGGCGAUAGGCCUCAAGUGAAUGGGUACAUUGGACCUGACAUUCAGCUAUUCAUCGCCCGCACGCACGAUGAGAUUAGCUGGUCGCUAGCUCAUAAGGACGACGGCCGCGCGCGGGAGUCGUGGGACCACCACCCUCCCGUCGAGAAAGUCCUCGAGCUUCUCGAGAAUCACAAGGAGCUUCCCGAAGCUGUGAGGCGUGUCAUAAGAGCCACGCCGGAGGGGACCCUCGUCGACUACCGCAUCAUGUGGCGAGAUCCGCAGCGUACGUGGACGUCGCCGGCCGGACGGGUGCUGCAGCUCGGCGACGCGGCGCACACGUUCCACCCGAGCUCCGGCAAUGGCGGGACGCAGGCCGUGGAGGAUGCCGUAUCGAUAGCAAAGUGCCUGUCCAUCGCUGGCAAGGGCGGCGUGGAAUGGGCGACGCGCGUGUCCAACCUGCUGAGGUUCGAGAGAGUCUCCUGCCUGCAGGCGUUUGGCAUCUACAACCAGGCGAGCAAGAAGAAGGGCGGUGCGCUGGGCGAGCUGGGGCACUGGAUCAUCGCGCAUGAUCCGGAGGCGUACGCUGCGGAAAAGUAUGAAGAGGCGUUGAGCCACCUGCAGCAUGGCACGCCCUUUGUAAGCACCAAUACUCCCCCGGGGAUGGUGUACGCGCCCUGGAGCAUCGACACGCUGGUUGACGAGCACGAGAAUGGGGCCGUCACGGUGUUGGGCGGUGACUGGAGCUAG